Molecule: messenger RNA, 1446 nt
Organism: Plasmodium vinckei vinckei
Lineage: Eukaryota; Apicomplexa; Aconoidasida; Haemosporida; Plasmodiidae
Product: peripheral plastid protein 1, putative
Exons: 1
Coding region: 1-1446 (481 amino acids)
Source: RefSeq, a predicted model, not a curated record
AUGAAAUUAGCUAGUAAAACCAUUUUAAACACAUUACCCCUUUUAUUAAUAUUAUUGACUAUAUGUACACGUAAUAUUUUGAUAAAUUCAAAAAAGUUAAAUUAUACUAAAGGGGGAAAUCAUGCAUACAAUUAUAAUGGUUGGAAAAAAAAUGAUAUAAAUAAAUACUUUUAUAUUAAUAAUUGGAAAAAAAGAAAACGAAGAAAUUACAAACUACAACAUUACAAGCUUUGUUCUAUUUUUUCAAUAUUUAAAAAGCAAAACGAUGAAAAAGGAGAGAAAAAAACAAAUGCCUCACUCAUUAACAAUCAGACGACUACCCCCAAAAAUGACACUCAGAAAGAUGGAAACGAUGGAAAGGGGAAGGUUGAAAAUAUGAUCAAGGGUGAAACAAAAAGUAUAAAGAAAAGUGACAUAAAGAAAGGGGAUGAAAAUAAUAUGACUAGCCAUGAAGGGGAGACAUAUCCUGAAAUUGUACUAGACAUGAAUAAAAACCCUCAAGACGCUCUGAAAAAUAUACAAAAAUAUACAGAGCACUUAAAAAAUGUUAUGGAUAAAAUGAUAAGCUUAUUAAAUAAUAUAUUUUUUUAUAAAAUAAAAUAUAUAGAAAAGGAUAAAGAUUUCAAAAAGUUUUUUGAAUAUAUAUUUAAAGAGUUUGAAAAAAAUUAUAAAAAAAUUACAUAUAUUAACGAAAUAGAAAAAAUGCAUUAUGAAGAAACUAAAAAUGAAUAUUAUUUAGCUAACUAUAAAUAUUUUGUAAAAAUAGCUAACACAAUUGAAGAACAUUUAUUACAUAUACUAAAAUUAAGAUUACAACUUUUAAAACUAAAAGCUUUAAAUGAGAUUAAAGAUAUAAUUUCUAAACACACUAAUAAUACAGAUUAUGUUUCUUUUUAUAAUAAUAUAAAUAAUAUUUUUAUUUCAUUUGAAAAAGAAUUAAAUAAUUUACAACCAGAUAAAUAUAUUUUUACUAUAUAUGACAAUAUAAAAGAUAAAAAAAGUAAUAUGCUACUAAAUUUUAAUUAUAAUAUACCUAUUGAUAAAUAUCAAAAUCAUAUUAAUAAAAUUAUAGACUACCUUAAAAAAUUUUCACAAGAUCUAACAAAAAAAAAAAAAAAAAAAUUUUAUAAAGACAUGGAAAAAAAUGAGCAUUAUGAAAAUAUAUUAAAAGUAAUAGAUAAUCAACAAAAACAAAUUGAAGUAUUACAAGAACAAUUAGAAUCAUCUAUUGAUGGGGGUAAUGGGAAAUAUUCUCCUUUCUAUUGUUCUAUUGCUUAUAGAAUACCAGAUACAAAUUUAAAUAUAUCUACGCAAUACCUUAAAAAAAAAUUCAAUAUAAAAUUAAAUUGCAUUCCAGAUGAUUCUAUGCAUCUAUUGGGUUCAUAUGGAUUUGUUAAAGCACUUCCUUUUGGUAAUCUUGGAUUGUCUUUAUCGUUAAAUUUUUAA